UCCUCUCGAAAUACCCAAAAGAGCACUUGGCUCUCCAAUGCAAAGCUGUCGCCCUGAUCCGGACUGAGAAGUACGAAGAAUGUCUAAGCACAAUCAAGAAGUUCCCGGAACUCAUGAAAUAUGUCUUAUUUGAGAAGGCUUAUGCCGAAUAUCGUCUAAAUCGUAUUCAUGACGCCCUAAAGACAUUGGAAGAUGGGGAACCCAAUGAUCUACGAAUACUAGAGCUAAGGGCUCAAGUUGGCGAUUUUGGGGAGGAGCGGCUCACAAAUCUGACGGCAGGGGCGGCCUCAGCUGCCUGCUUCAAACAGCAACAUAUUGAUAUUGACAUUAAUCCGGACACGUACGAAGGGAAGUUCAACUUAGCUUGUUACCAGCUCGGUUUGGGCAAUGUCGCAAAGGCUGAAACCUUGUUACAUGAUGCUGAAACUGUAUGCCGAACUGCUCUUGCUGAUGAUCCAGAGGUUACUGAGGACGAAGUGAACGAGGAGCUGGCACCUAUAACAACGCAACAAGCCUAUCUUCUGCAGCGUGCUGGAAAGGAAGAUGCUGCGAAUCAUAUUUACCAAUCGGUGACGCGACAUCGGUCCACGGAUCCCGCUUUGCUCGCCGUAGCUGCGAACAAUAUUGUGUGCAUCAAUAAGGAACAAAACAUCUUCGACAGUCGAAAACGUAUCAAAAUGGCAUCGAUAGACGGGUUGCAACACAAGCUGUUUGCCAGGCAACGUGAAGAAAUAGUCAUCAAUCAAGGUCUGUUUUAUUGGCACACGAACCAAGCGGAUGCGUGUCAUGUAAAGGCAAAGGCUGUACUUCAAAUGAAUCCUCAUUCCACACGUGGUGUUCUCUUGUCAGUAUCGCAGCUUCUGAAGGAGAAGCAGUACGACCGGGCUGCUUCUAUGUUAGAGCAAUACUGUGGUGCGCACGAGGAGCUAGCGCGAAACGGCUCAACGGAUGAUCUGAGUGUUCUGUUCAGUCUGGCUCAACUCCGUUUACGUCGGGGGGCUGGUGGACAGAUCUGUAGCGGUGUUCCACGAGCCGAAAACAUCGUAGCUAUGGAUGAAUUUCUCGUCCGAUCCCUUCCGGAUACGGUACUGUACGCUCCUGGUGUAGUCGCUACUCGUAUGGCACUGUACUUGCUUGCAUGCACGGGAGACGGUGCAGUUAUUGACCGUCCAAAGGCGAUGGGACUUAUCAAAGAUAUCGUUCAAAAAUCACUCACUUGGUAUGAGACUACCAAUUCCAAGGAUCCAGCCUACGCUCAGCUUUUGGACAAAUGUGCCAACUUUCUGCUUCAACAUGGUCAGGCCGAGUGUGCAGCACGUCUUUGUGAGCAACAGAUCGCACGGUUAGAUCGUGCUUACGAUCCACGGGACGAACAACAGGUCAGUUACAGACAGACACUUGUUGCUCGCUUAGUACGGGCUUACGCACAAUUUGAUCGCCCCAGAGCGGAAGCAGCUUGCAAGAGUCUCAGGUUUAAGGAGGAGCUCAGCGAAGCAGAGGUGGAUUCGUUAGAAACGUCCUUCUUAUACGGUGCCAAGGCAGUUAGACGACAGGGCAGGACUGGUGAGCAGCAACCUUCGGAGGGCAAACCAUCCAGUAAAGCCAAGUCGACACCUGUUACACCUGGAUUGUCCUCCGGUGCUGCAAGUGUUGACAUCCAAGCUAAACGCGUCCGCCGGAAAAAGAAACGACCUAUCCGCCUGCCUAAAAACUAUCAGCCUGGAGUGAUGCCCGAUCCUGAGCGAUGGUUACCUAGACGAGAACGUGCACACUAUCGUGGAAAACGUCGAGACAAACGUUAUCAACCCACAAGAGGCCCGCAAGGACAGAUCUCUGGUGGUGGCGAAUGGGACGCCAGCGCACGAAGUCCCAAAGUAGGCCCGACUACAUCUCCUCGGCCGGCCGAAGCCCCGGGAUCGACUCCAAAGCAAGGCAACAGUGCUGCCAGGCAGCAGCAGCGAAAGGGUCGCAAGAAGGGUCGCUAAUUCACUCAUCACUCCUAUCAAGGUGAUAUGACCACUGUGCGCUUGUUUGUUCCCUAUGCCUUGUGCCACAACAAACUCAUUGUCUUUUGGUGGUCUACCCCAUUUUUCUUCCUUUUUUCAUUUCCCGUAUAUUAAUAGAAUGGUUAUCUUGCUGAAACUCUACGCUGCUUUUGAAAUUCCUUUGUCUAGUGGCCUUGUCUCAUGCAGAAAUGACCGA
Molecule: messenger RNA, 2202 nt
Organism: Opisthorchis viverrini
Lineage: Eukaryota; Metazoa; Platyhelminthes; Trematoda; Opisthorchiida; Opisthorchiidae
Exons: 12
Biological process (GO): SRP-dependent cotranslational protein targeting to membrane
Cellular component (GO): signal recognition particle, endoplasmic reticulum targeting
Molecular function (GO): protein binding; 7S RNA binding; ribosome binding
Source: RefSeq, a predicted model, not a curated record